This is a messenger RNA of Bufo gargarizans (Asiatic toad), 3841 nucleotides long. RefSeq names its product ring finger protein 217 (gene RNF217). The coding region runs from base 309 to 1586 and encodes 425 amino acids. Gene Ontology annotation, cellular component: cytoplasm; ubiquitin ligase complex. The record is from RefSeq and is a predicted model, not a curated record. Gene Ontology annotation, biological process: ubiquitin-dependent protein catabolic process; protein polyubiquitination; positive regulation of proteasomal ubiquitin-dependent protein catabolic process. Gene Ontology annotation, molecular function: ubiquitin conjugating enzyme binding; ubiquitin protein ligase activity; zinc ion binding. NCBI's taxonomy places the organism in Eukaryota, Metazoa, Chordata, Amphibia, Anura, Bufonidae. The transcript is spliced from 7 exons.
ACGGUAACAGCUGAGAGUGGCAGAGCAGGAAAGAUGCAGCUUGGCCCCGCCCCCGGCGCUGGCUGCUGCGCGCUGCUAUGCACUGCCGGGGUUGCUCGGUGGACUAUACAGGCAAGAGCAGCGCUGUCCUGCACUGACAACUUGGGCACCGUGCAUGGGGCUACUGCCCGCUGGAAACAGUCACCAAGGAGCAGCGUCGGCCCGGCCAGACCGGUGGAUCGUCCCUUACACAAGUGGGAGGGUGAAAGGCCCCUGCACGGACCCGGAAGCACAAGUGAAGUCCACGGAGUGUCUGCUCCUAGUGCUGUAUGGGCAGCCUGGCACCGGGAAUGGGGGAUCAGCAUGAGGAAGCCCCGCAUACCCAGGACGUGCAGCACACAGCGGGCAGCGACCAGGAGGAGGAGGAGGACGACGACGACGAUGAGGAGGAUGGGGGUCUGCAGGCUGGGGAACCCAGUAGAGACACGGAGGAGCCCGCCAGGUUGGUCGGCUCCGUGGGGCACAAGCCCAGGAAGAGGUGCAGCGUGUUGUGCACCGUCUACUGCGUGGAGAGUGACUUCUCUGGGGAGCUGCCUCCGGUGCCCCCUGCGGAGCAGGAGCUGCAGCGCCCUCUGGCGGACAGCACCCCUCGGAGCUCCGUGCGGGGGACGAGCGAGCUCCCCCUGAGCCCGGCCAGCCUGGAGCUAGAACUGUCCCCCUUCCUGAUCAGCAGCCUGGCCGAUGGCGGCCCCAGGGUGAUGAUGAGCUGCCGGGUGUGCUUGGAGGAUAAGACCAUUAAGCCUCUUCCCUGCUGCAAGAAAGGAGUGUGCGAGGAGUGCCUGAAGCGCUACCUGAGCUCCCAGGUGCAGCUUGGUCAAGUGGAGAUUAAAUGCCCAAUAACAGAGUGCAAUAAACACUUGGAGGAAUCCACCAUUUUGUUCAACCUGCCACAUGAUGACAUCAUCAAGUACAAGUACUUCCUGGAACUUAGCCGUAUAGACUCCAGCACGAAGCCCUGCCCGCAGUGCAGGCACUUCACAACCUUCAAGAGGAAGAUCCACAUUCCAAACCCGAGCAAAUCCGAGAACAAGUUCAAAAUUCAGUGUCCAUCUUGCCAAUUUGUAUGGUGUUUUAAGUGCCAUUCUCCCUGGCAUGAAGGCGUUAACUGCAGGGAGUACAAGAAAGGAGACAAGCUUCUGCGUCACUGGGCCAAUGAGAUUGAGUAUGGGCAGAGGAAUGCUCAGAAGUGUCCCAGGUGCAAGGUCCACAUUCAGAGAACAGAAGGAUGCGAUCAUAUGUCCUGUUCCCAGUGUAACACUAAUUUCUGCUACCGUUGUGGGGAGAGGUACCGCCAGCUGCGCUUCUUUGGUGAUCACACAUCAAACCUCAGUAUAUUUGGAUGCAAAUACCGCUACCUCCCCGAGAGACCGCAUGUAAGGAGAUUAGUGCGAGGCUCUGUUUGUGCUGGGAAGCUACUUAUUGCACCCUUCCUCCUAGUCAUUGCCCUGGCAUUGGGGGCUCUUGCAGUUGUAAUAGGGUUAUUUGGACUGCCUAUCUAUUGCCUUUGUAAAAAGAAACGGAAAAGAACUUGGACUGGUAUGCCGUGAUGUUCAGGCUGGUAUAAUGCCUUGGCCAGAGUCUCAGUCCUAGUCAGAAGCCAUAAAAGCCGUCAUGUAUGGAUUGUACUGAAGUGAGAGCCUUGGAUAAUAUGUUUCAGCGUUUCUUAAGUAUCUGUGCAUUCAGGGGCCAGAAUGUAUAUACGUGUCUCAGACCGCUUAGGAAUACAUUGCCUUAUUGUUUCUGUACAUCCCUUCCCUGCUGUCGGUGAGAUUGUGUUCGGUGAACGUGUAUGUUUGUUCUAGCAAGUAAUUCACUCAGUACAGUGAAGUGUAUUGCACUGAUACUUUUCACACUCAAGGUCAUUGUAAUGUUCUUGACCAUUGGGACAAUGAUUAACUGUUUGUUUCCAGCAUUAGAUAUACGCCAAAUAAAUAACAUUCUGCUAUUUUACUUGAUGAAUUAAUGUUUAUGACGCUCACAUUUGAUUUGGGCAGUGUGUACCCCCGAUUCACACAAUGAAUUACUACAGCUGCAGACAGAUAUUGGAACAGGGAGCAGUACUGUUGUGGGAAAAUCUAAUUCUCAGCAGCCUUUUUUUUUUUUUUUUUUGGUUAACAUAAUGUCAAACUUUAGACUACUGUAAAGGCGGGACCCCAAUUUCUAACCUCUAGGGUAGGUGCAGGGAGUGUAAGUUCACUGCAGCUGUCUCUUGAGUCUUAUAGCUGUAUUGAUUGUGACAGUAAAAAUAUAUUAGAGCAGUGCAGAUAAUUUGAAGGGAACCUGUGAUCAACUUUAUGCUGACCUCUCUGAGGGAAGCAUAAAGUAGCGACAGACAUUCUGAUUUCAAUGGUAUGUCACUCGUGAGCUACAAGUAAGUGGUUGCUGAGAACCAGCAUAGUAAUUAAUGCAGCCCGGGCCUGGUAAAGAGUCAUGGCUGCCUGAAGAAGAGUCACACUUAUCUGUGAGAUCCCGCCCACCCUAGGAGAGAAUUGCCAAUCAUCAGCGGGUGGGUGGAGAGAGGAGGAGCUCAUGAACAACCAUGACUCUUCUUAGGCAACUGUUACUCUUUUCCAGGCCGGGGCUGUGAUGAUUAACCACUUACUUUGAGCUCAUGAAUGACACACCAAUGUAAUCAGUGUGUCUGCCACCACUUUAUGCUGCCCUCAGUGAGGUCAGCAUAAUGUUGACGGCAGGUUCCCUCUAAAGGAGUUGUCCAAGAUCAAAAAAAAAAAACACGUCCUUCAAUGAAAAAAACAAUACUUGCCUCAUUAAAACCCCACCUAUCAUUGCACAUGCUCUGGUGGCGCCCUAUGGUCUUUGUUUACAGGCUGCCAACAAUGAUGUGCCGUACUGCAGCCGAUCACUGGCCUCAGCAAUCAAGUGCCAUAAAUCCUGGCAUCACCUUUAUUAGACUAUUUCCUUCCCAUGCAGGAUCUUCCUUCAGUGUCUAAAGCCACAUGCACACAACUGUUUGCAUUUCACAAUCCCCAAAACGAGCAUCCACAAAAUACGGAUGACGACCAUGUUGCUUUUUUUUUCUUUUUUUGUGUGGACCCAUUGACUUCAGUGAAUCGGUGAACUGCUUUUUGGGGCCAAGUAUAGGACACGUACUUUUUCAGUUUUUCUGUUCCAUCCUAGGGGCAUAAAAAUUAAAGAAAAAAGUGCCAUAUGAUAGAAAUGAAGGGCGUCUGAUGGACUCAUUGGGUUUACCAGACAAAACAGCACAGCAUGCACUGCUUUUUGUUUGUUUUUUUUGUGUACGCCACUAAGGGUGCCUUCACCUGCCGCAGAUUUUGUUGCAACUGAGAAUCUGUUCCAUUCAUCUGAAAUCCAAGCGCUUUACGCCAAACCAACCCCAUUUAGAUGAAUGGAACUGGUUUUCAGAGAUUUCUGCCACAGAAUCUGCCACAUGGAAAGGCACCCUAAGGCCUCUUUCACACGUCUGCGAUGACAUCCGUGACAAGAUGGUCUGUGAAGAUGUCAAUGUGUCUGUUUUUUGCCAUUCGGAUUUCAUCUGAUGGAUUUCACAGACCCAUAGACUUCAGAGUAUGUCUCUGUUGUUUUUCCAUAAAUGCAUUAAAAUUGGUAGGUACAUGUGCUGUCCACAGAGAAGAGCACAUAUCCGUGAUUCACACUAACGUGUGAAAGAGGCCUAACAGGGAUGUGAACCUAGCCAGUUUCUGAGAAGCUAAUUCUUAAAGGGCAUCUGUCAGUGGAUUUGUACCUAUGGCUUACCUGUUGCAUGUGCGGUUGGCAGCUGAAGACAUCUGUGUUGGUCCCAGCUUCAUAUGUGCUCACAUUG